UUCAUGAAUGGUAAAGCCAUUGUGAAGAUUCUCGACCAUUCAGAGUCAGCAAACGAAGAGAUACUCGACCACUUGAAUAACUGCUUAUCUUCCGAGCAUCAAUUACCCGAGAGUAUUAGACCUCGUAUAUGGAAUUUUCUUUUGUUGGGAAAAAGUGGAGUACCAGAACUACAUAUUCCUGUUCGUGAACUGAACACUGCCUUGAACAGUUUAUCCAACACGGUGAAGGAACAAAUAUGGUUAGAUGUAAAUAGACUGCGACCCAGUUUAUGGUUAUUUCAACAAAAACAAGUUCGUGUCAUGGCUUACUGUAUGCUUUGUUUAUUUUGUUAUCAACGUGAAAUAUCUUAUUUCCAAGGGUUACACGAAAUGUUGGCGCCUUUUAUUUUUCUGUUUCAACACGAAGUUGUUACGUGGUCAGAUGAUGUCUCUUUUAGUAUUGGAGACAGUAAAGUACCACAAGUGGCUAUAUUUUCACCUCUAUGGAAGUGCUAUCAACUCUUUUGUGCAUUUCUCGAACGUUUUGCUCCGUUUUUAUUAGAGAAAUCGGAAGAAAUGCUCUUUCGUUUGUUGAAAAGAGCCUUUUGUUACUUUCAGAUUUUGCUCGUCUAUCAUAGUCCACGGUUGUUUUGGACACUGGCAGAUGCAGAAGUAACUCCCGAUAUGUAUUGCAUCAGUUGGUUUGUGACGUUGUUUGCAAGAAAUGUAAACUUGGAAGAAUUGUUGGUACUUUAUGAUUGUUUAUUGGUUUCUGGAAAUGUGAUGAGUAUUUUUUAUUUUGCUUUGGAGUUGAUCAGUCGACAUCAAACCAUCAUUUUACAAUCCAACAAAGCCAUGUUACCUGAAACUUUGAUGAACAUUUCAGUGAAUGGUAAUGAUCAAGUAUGGGAAACUUGGCUAGGUGGACAAAGGAAACAGUGCAUUACACCGCAAGGCUUCCAUCGUCGUUUCUAUCGAGCACUUUAUGAAACAAAAGAGUAUUCUAAAGAAGAUACAUCGUUGGACAAGAAUUGUAUUCAGUUGCAAGUUGAUGACUGGUUAGAGGAAUGGAAUCGAACGCACCAACUCAAGGAUUCUUCGUCUAUUUUGCCGUUCUUUUUGUGGGAUUGUAGAAGUAAGGAAGAAUAUGAUGCGGGGCAUUUGGCAAUAGCUGCUAGAAUUCCUUGGGAAUCCUUUCAUAUAGCAACAGAAGGAGACAAUAAGAAGACAAGGGUGAUGGUUCCUACCCAGGAAACGCUGAAUCAGGCAGUCGAAAUGUUCGAACCUUUGAGAAAUAUUGUUAGAAUAUGUUUGAUUGGUUCAGGAGAUGAUAUAUUGGAUCAGAUCGAUGUUUAUCCUAUGGCAUUGGCGUUGACUCGAUCCUAUUUUGCCUAUGUUUCUAUUUUAAGUGGUGGAAUUCAUUCAAUUUUGGAAUGGAAACAACAAAGAAAUGAUAAAGCGUUACCACAUCAUUUAGAUUGGGUUGAUUUGGAUUCCAUGAGUCAAAGGUUGAUAGAAGAGAGAAGAAAGGCGAGCAUUCAGUCAACCAUAGACUCUUCGACUUUGUUGAAUAGUCAGCCAAUAGUGGAUUUGCGUCAUUCGUUCAAUCGUUUGGUUUCCAAAUGGGUAAGAGGAGGAAAGACAGCUUCAACUAUGAACUUUCCUCCAUCCAAUAAUGUGGAAGAAAAAUCUCCCCAACAACAAAGUAUAGAGGAGAGUAAGUUGGGAAGUUUGGCAGAUUCACUUUUGAUGAGAGAAAAUGAACGACUGGUCUCCAAACAUUGGUUGGAUUCUCCAUUACGUUGUGAUACUUGUGAUGCAACAACAUGGAAAGUUUGGUGUCAACGAGUCCCUAAAAUAGGUUCCGUCGUAGAUCUCGAUAGAGAGGAAUGGAUUGCUUCUUUGCAACUUUUUUAUGUACAGACUUGGUCAGAGUCCAGAAACGAAUGGACCAACAGAAUGAUAGGUAUUUCAGAAUAUUAUUUUGUUGUAUUGGCUAGAGACACUUUACAUACGUCUUAUGCAAGCAUCAAGACAUUUAGGCCAUUGGAAGAUAUUCAUCAAGUGGAAAACAAAAAAGAUAAUGUAGUUGUGAUAUAUGUAAAAGCUUGUGUCGAAGCAAGCGAUGAUAUUCCAUGGCCUUGGGAUAGACAAGAUGAAAAGUGGAUCAUCAAGUUGGAUGAAAGACAAGUGAAUAAGUUUAUCGAAUUGUUGAAAAAGUGAUAAUUAUCGAUGCCAGUCAGUCAAGUAGCUGUUCCAUUGGACGAGUUGGAAGAGUUGAUAGAAAAGAGGUUGGAAAAGUUGAAGUAUAAUGAACAAGAAAUACAAGUCAUAAAACAAGUAAUCUUGUA
Molecule: messenger RNA, 2330 nt
Organism: Galdieria sulphuraria
Lineage: Eukaryota; Rhodophyta; Bangiophyceae; Galdieriales; Galdieriaceae
Exons: 1
Coding region: 4-2202 (732 amino acids)
Biological process (GO): retrograde transport, endosome to Golgi
Cellular component (GO): trans-Golgi network
Source: RefSeq, a predicted model, not a curated record